GAUUCUUAAGAAUUUCCAUAGCGGGCUGAUAAAGGUACCUUUAUUGACUGCUUCCGGAAUGUUAUCACAUGCCUUUCCGUUAAUUUCCGUGACGUUUAUCACAUGCAACUUCGUGCAUUUCCGGAAAUUUGAUUGAAAACGACAACAGAACGCGGAAAACGGCAAGUAUGAGAAUGGUAUUUCUUAAAAGGUCUUCACAGUCAAUUGAUCAUAUUCUAAAUGUGCAAAGAAUAAAAUGGACACAAGUUGGCUGCAGAAAUAUGUCAGCUGUUUUACCUUGCAUUGCUUACCAACAGAAAGGCUUCUCAUUCAUCCAAAAAAAUUACCAGCUAAAUAGAUGCAAAUAUUGUUAUGUCAAUAAGUUUAGAUAUCUUUCAGUUUUCAAUGAACCAAGGCAUUUAGAUUGUCAUAAUAAUCCUAAAUUCAGCAAAAAUCUGCUGAAUAGGAAUAUUUUUCCAGGUUUAGCAAUUUCUAAUACACGAAGCUUUUCUCAAGCAAGUUGGGCUUAUUACACAUCAACUGAAUUUGCCCCAGUUCGUGUAGCUUCUGACUAUAUAAUAACAGUUCAUCACUAUACUGGCCUGCCAUGGUGGGCAACCAUUAUACUAAGUACAAUUCUUUUGCGAACAUGUUUAACGCUGCCCCUGUUUAUAGUAUCACAGAGAAACAUGGCUCGAUAUGCUGCUGUUAACCAAGAAAUGGGAGAAGUAGCCAAGACCUUGAGAGGAGAAGUAUUUCAUUACAGCAGGAAGCAUAACUUGACACAGAAUGAAUCCAAGAUGUUAUUGGCUAGAAAUGUGAGAAAACAGCUGAAAAAGAAGAUAGAAGAACAUAACUGUCAUCCAGCCAGAGGAACUCUUGUUGUAGCAGUGCAGUUUCCUGCCUGGAUUUUUAUGUCAUAUGGAAUCAGAAACCUAUGUGGUUUUACCAUUAGUAGGAGAGAUGACCCAACAAGUAUCUACGAGGGUUUUACCAGUGGAGGUGGUAUUCUGUGGUUCACAGACUUAACAGUUCCAGAUCCACUCUUCAUACUUCCUGUCAUAAUUGGCAUUAGUAAUCUUUUACUAACUGAGAUGCAUUUGCUAUCACUACAAAGUAAACUAGAAGCAGAGCCAUUGCCUAUGAAAUUGAUGAAGUUUUUCUUCCGUUUUGUCAGUAUAUAUUUGAUGUACAUUUCAUCAAUGUUACCAAGUGGUUUGUGUGUGUAUUGGUGUACAUCAAGUUUGUAUGGUGUUGUACAGUAUAUGAUUAUUCAGCAGCCAUGGGUCCGAAGAGCUCUGAGAAUACCAAAAGUUAAUAACGAAAGUGAAAAACCUAUGACUGAUAUUAUAAGAAUGGCUAAGAAAAAAUAUUUUCGAAUAAAGAUUGAUUGAAAGUGGAA
Molecule: messenger RNA, 1381 nt
Organism: Mytilus trossulus (common blue mussel)
Lineage: Eukaryota; Metazoa; Mollusca; Bivalvia; Mytilida; Mytilidae
Product: cytochrome c oxidase assembly protein COX18, mitochondrial-like
Exons: 6
Coding region: 168-1373 (401 amino acids)
Biological process (GO): mitochondrial respiratory chain complex IV assembly; protein insertion into mitochondrial inner membrane from matrix
Cellular component (GO): mitochondrial inner membrane
Molecular function (GO): membrane insertase activity
Source: RefSeq, a predicted model, not a curated record